AUGUCUUCAACUUCAGAUGAUAGACUGACGAAGCUCCCAGGCGAGAUUCUCAGAGACAUCAUCGUUCAGCUAGAAACCAAGUCCAGUAUCGACCGCUUACUUGAAGCAUAUCCUUCUAUGUCCUCGCUCUACUCGAGCUGCGAGCGAGGUAUCUUGGAGAGCAUCUUGGCCAAUCUGUUUGCCGACGAUGUGGACGAUAAAAUCCGAAAGGAUGUGUUGGCAAUCAUCAAAUUUCCGAAGCCCAAAGAAGAAGAUGAGGAUGAUGACGAAGAAGAAGAAGAUGAAGAAGAAGAAGAAGAAUAUUAUUGGGAAAGAACCCGCAGUAUAAACGUAAAGAAAUGGCAAUGGUCGGACUGGCCACAGUCUCCCAAAAUUGGUUAUCUCCAAAAGGUCCAUCGUCUCGUCAGUCGAAUUAUCGAAUUCAUUGAGGACUACAUCUCAAAGGCAACAAGCGAGUAUCCUCCUCGCGCUUACCUCGGUCUACCAGACCUAAAGACCGGGAAAACCAGCUUUAUGGGCAGCUUGCUUGAGACUAGAUUUCUUCCAUUUACCACCCUGAGGCGCUCUGAGCGUUACCGUCUACUACGCGCUUUUGUGAGAUACGAGCUGCUCUGCGAAAUUCACAACACCCGCGAAGAUAAAUGGCGUGUUCCCAAAGACUAUCGCAAAUUCAACGCUUUUGGUACACCCAAUGCUCCGGAUCCAAAAGCAUUAUUAUCCGUACAUGAGUACUAUAUAGGGCUAUAUGGCGCAGUGUUUGCCCAUUGCGGCGAUGCGUGGUUGCCCGACCUACCAAGCUUUUUGUCGUCUGAUGCGGCUGGAAAAGCUACAAAUGUUUCUUCGACUGCGCCGAAAUAUCUCCCACUGGAGUUCCCUGACAAUCUGUUCUUCGGUGCAGAGGCUUAUCUGAAGGAUCUAGGCAUUGGAGGGAGCAGAGUAACGGCGGAGUUGGCAGGCUGCGGCCUGGAUCUACUCACACGCGUCCUUAGCUGCUUGAAAGGACAUCCUAGGGGAGUGGAGUACAUCAAAGAGUGGCUGGAGGGUUUCGUGGACGGGCAAGAAUAUAUGUUUGAGCCGUGGAUCAGGGCACAAUAUAAUCCGCGCCACGACAAAGAGUAUUAUUCUGUUUACAGAGAGCUAAUAAUGUCAUCUCGCUUCUCCAAUGAGUUACUGAAGAGCGAAGAGGAGAACAAAAAGCUGAACAAUUAUCUCUCAGGUAAUGACCGGUUGGGCUAUCUGAGCCUUCCACGAUGGUGCAGGGCACACAAGCUCCAGCUUCAUAUAUACCAACAACGAGCAUGGGGACUUUUCGAUGACCAUAGAUUCUAUCCGGAUACAACUUGCCACUUCCCGACAAUCGAAAACCUUGUUGAUCUACAAGGUGAGGAUGAUGAUUUUGAGGGAGAAAUUCAGAGAAAGGCGGAACGAAGGAAACGAAGGUCAAAGCACUGGCAAGAUUACCUGGCUGGAGUACGUCCUGAUGAGCCCGUGUCUCUGACAUAUUAUGAGAGACCAAAGUCGAGACUCUUUGACGCGGUAGCCCCUAUGGAUCUACCUUGGAUCGCCGACGAGUACCAAUACUCUGACGACCAAGGCAGUGUACUAAUAAGGAGAACUGGCUGUCGAAAGCCUAAGAGAUGA
Fusarium coffeatum is the source of this 1641-nucleotide messenger RNA. RefSeq lists its product as uncharacterized. The transcript has a single exon. The record is from RefSeq and is a predicted model, not a curated record. Lineage: Eukaryota; Fungi; Ascomycota; Sordariomycetes; Hypocreales; Nectriaceae. The coding region runs from base 1 to 1641 and encodes 546 amino acids.